AUGUCAGUGGAGGAUGUAAAUGCGAGUGCUACAGCCGUCUCUAUGGAAGAGACAUGCCAGCCAGCGAGCAGUACCUCACAUAAUACUACUAAUACCAUAGAAUCGAAUUCUCCAAGGCCUACUGAUCAAGCAAGCAGGCAAAACAAUCUCCAACGGAUACAGCAGAGGAAACAACAAGUUUUCAAUUGGCCACAAUUGAAAAAAUUAUUGAAGCUUGCUAAUUAUAGUGCUUGUCAAGUAGAAGACUGUAAAUGCAACGGAUGGAAGAAUGUUCAGCCCUUACCAAAAUCACCAAAGAAUGACAUGCAACAACCGGUCACAAAUUUUUUUGAUCCAUGCAGAAGCUGCACGCAUACAUUAGAAAAUCAUAUUACACAUUUACCAACACAAAAUGACGAGGAAAUAAAUAAACUUCUAGGAAUGGUUGUUGAUGUUGACAAUAUCUUUAUGGGAAUGCAUAGGGAAGAGGAUCCGGAUACCAAAAAAGUGUAUUAUUAUCUUUUUAAGUUGUUGAGGAAAUGUAUUCUCUCGAUGACGAAGCCAACCAUAGAAGGGCCAUUAGGUCAGCCACCUUUCGAAAGGCCCAGUAUAGCAAAAGCAAUCACAAACUUUGUUUUAUACAAGUUUGGACACUUAUCUCAACGAGAAUGGCAAGCUAUGUAUGAUCUAGCAAAGAUGUUUUUGCAUUGCUUAAACCAUUGGAACUUUGAGACUCCUAGUGUAAGGAGGACUACAGUAAAUGCAGAAGAGGCUCCUGCGUACAAAAUCAAUUAUACACGAUGGCUCGUUUUCUGUCACGUCCCUGCUUUUUGUGACUCCCUUCCUCAUUACGAUACCACUCUUGUUUUUGGAAGAACUUUACUACAAGCAGUGUUCAAGUCAGUUUGCAGACAAUUAAUGGAUAAGUGCCAUAGUGAAAGAGACAGAAUGUCACCAGAAAAACGAGUGCUAGUUUUAACACACUUCCCUAAGUUUCUAUCGAUGCUGGAGGUAGAAAUAUAUUCAGACAAUUCACCAAUUUGGGAUCCUGAAUUUAAACAAGUUCCACCAUCGCACCUGCAAGUCGCUCUGGAAUCAAAGGCUAACCAAGGGCGAAGAGUAGGUGAAUUUGAGAAAGUUACAGUAACUCCUAAUGACAAGGACAACUUCACAACGAUUAACAUCAGUCCUGGUAUAAAAAAACUUCACGAAAAACGACCACAUCCAGAAGGGAGAUCGGAUGUAAAAAGGCGUCGAAACGAAGAGGCAUUUGAGGAUUUACCAGAGGAGACGGUUGCUGAAAUUGUAGCAACGAUCAAUGAUCCCAAAUAUAUGUGUGGUCCCGAUGAAAUGUUCCCACCAAAUGCCCCUAGAGAUGAGACUGCUAAAGUAGAAGAGGGUAAAAAGAUUAUAGAAUUUCACGUGGUCGGCAACAGUCUUACUCAACCAGUUUCAAAGCAAACGAUGCUAUGGUUGAUAGGACUGCACAAUGUAUUUUAUCAUCAACUACCUGCAAUGCCAAUGGAAUACUUAUCAAGGUUCAUCUUUGAUCCGAAGCACAAAACCUUAGCUCUGAUUAAAGAUGGUAGAUCUAUUGGAGGAAUUUGUUUCCGAAUGUUCCCCACUCAAGGUUUCACAGAAAUUGUGUUCUGCGCCGUAACUUGUGAGGAACAAGUUAAAGGAUAUGGAACGCACCUGAUGAAUAUGCUCAAGGAUUACCACAUAAAAAAUAACAUCCUACAUUUCUUGACAUUCGCCGAUGAAUACGCUAUCGGUUACUUCAAGAAACAAGGUUUCAGCAAAAACAUUAAAUUGCCACAAGCGGUGUACCAAGGAUAUAUCAAGGACUACGACGCAGCGACGCUAAUGCACUGUGAACUUAACGCCAAAAUUGUAUACACCGAGUUCACCGCAGUCAUUCGAAAACAGAAGGAAAUUCUGAAAAAGUUAAUUCACCAGAAGCAACAGGAAAUUCAGAAAGUGCAUCCUGGAUUGACGUGCUUCAAGGAAGGAGUCAGGGGAAUUCCAGUGGAAUCGAUACCAGGGAUAAGAGAGACUGGUUGGAAACCUUAUUCGCACGCCAGAACUAGAGGGGUUGCAAAAGGAACCCAAAACUCCGAACCAAUGGAAGCUUGUUUAGACAUCACGGACUCCCUUUAUAACGCCUUAAAAAAUAUUCUGAACAGCGUAAAAAAUCACGUCACUGCUUGGCCAUUUUUGAAGCCUGUUGACAAGAACGAAGUGCCAGAUUAUUACGACCAUAUUAAAUAUCCAAUGGAUCUUAAAACGAUGACUGAUCGUUUGAAGGCGCGAUACUACGUCACCCGAAGAUUAUUUAUUGCAGACAUGACACGCAUCUUCACAAAUUGUCGACUGUACAAUGGCCCCGACACGGAGUACUACAAGUGCGCGAAUGCGUUAGAAAAGUAUUUUCAAACGAGAAUGAAAGAGAUUGGAUUGUGGGACAAAUAGAUAUUUUAUCCCCUCUACAUUUGUAACAUAAUUUAACCUUAUCGGUCCAAUGCCACUGUCUUUCGAGAAAUGUGUACGGUUUCGCCCUGUAUGUUGUAUGUAAUUUAUGUAGAACGGAAAUACAACAUAGGCUUAAUUUCGCAAGGAAAUGACACAUUCCAUUGUAUAUAUAGAAUUAAACAUAUAUAACAAUCCAAGUAAACUA
Molecule: messenger RNA, 2656 nt
Organism: Orussus abietinus
Lineage: Eukaryota; Metazoa; Arthropoda; Insecta; Hymenoptera; Orussidae
Gene: KAT2A
Product: histone acetyltransferase KAT2A
Exons: 4
Coding region: 1-2451 (816 amino acids)
Biological process (GO): chromatin remodeling; positive regulation of transcription by RNA polymerase II
Cellular component (GO): histone acetyltransferase complex; nucleus
Molecular function (GO): protein binding; histone H3 acetyltransferase activity
Source: RefSeq, a predicted model, not a curated record